This is a messenger RNA of Radiomyces spectabilis, 3204 nucleotides long. Its product is annotated as rab-GTPase-TBC domain-containing protein. Lineage: Eukaryota; Fungi; Mucoromycota; Mucoromycetes; Mucorales; Radiomycetaceae. The record is from RefSeq and is a predicted model, not a curated record. Bases 1 to 3204 code for a protein of 1067 amino acids. The transcript has 4 exons.
AUGGCAGCGACAACAACGAAUGCCUUAUUGACGACUACGAUGCCACUGAAAUUGGCACCAGAGGUAUUGGACCGUUUACGACAGCUACAAGAUGCCGAUCGUCCAGUGUCAGUGGAUGAGAUUCUGAUGGCCGCGAAUCUCGAUCAUCUUGCGCAACCUACGGCUUCCAAAUCCGCGGACAUGCGACAACAUAUUCCUCCUCCACCACAACAACAACCACGCAUGGAAAAGUCAUAUUCUACUACCAUGAGUUUGGCCGAACGACGACGUGUGCCUGUCUCGCCUGAGAAACUUCAAUUGUUCUCAGCCUUGCAACACCCCAAGCACAAUCGCAAAGAUUCCAUGGAUAGUACUCAAAGUUUCCAGGAUAGGGUUAAACGGUUGGAAGAAGAGAAUGCUAAAUUACCACCUCAGGACUCCGAAGCAUAUCUUGUUGCUCGUUUGGAACGGCAAAACGCGCUUUUGAACGCCGAUCCUAAAUCGGUGUGCAUAGAAUCGAACCGGUUGAAGGCGGAGUUUACGACGAUCCGUAACCUGGUGACCGACAACACGUUUUCGCCUAACAUUGAUCACGAGCAAUCCAUUCACGCCCUGAUUGCCAAAAGUCCUCUUUUGGAAGAAAUGCAGCCAGAUGAGACCGAUGUCGAUUGGGAAUUCUGGCAAUAUCUCGUGGAGGACUUUCCUACCGCGGCCGCCAAAUUGCCUCACCUUGUCUCGGCCAAGUUGCGACAUGGCGGUAUCCCUCAUCGAUUGCGAAGUGUUAUCUGGCAAUCCAUGUCCCAAUCCGCUUCCAUGAACUUGGAAGCCAUUUACAAUAACUUGAAAAACGAAAAAUCGCCCUACGAUCGUGUUAUCAAACGUGAUCUCUCUCGCACCUUCCCCAAUGUCGAUAUGUUCAAAGCCGACGGCGGUGAAGGACAGCAAGCCAUGGGACGACUCCUGAAAGCUUACAGUGUCUACGAUUCUCAGGUCGGAUACUGUCAAGGUCUUGCCUUUCUUGUUGGUCCUCUUUUAAUGACUAUGCCUGAGAAACAAGCUUUUUGCGUCUUUGUCAGAUUGAUGGAGACAUACGACAUGCGCACCAUGUUUACGCUCAAUAUGGAAGGGUUACAUCUUCGGUUGCAUCAAUUCCAGUCAUUAUUGGCUCAAUUCUGUCCGCGAUUGGAUGCCCAUUUGAAGAACUACAACAUCCAUCCUGCCAUGUACGCUUCUCAAUGGUACCUGACGCUCUUUGCUUACACCUUUCCCAUCUCACUGGUGCUGAGAAUUUACGAUCUUGUUUUCGCUGAAGGCGCAGUGGAAACCAUUACCCGUGUCGCCAUUGCCGUUAUGCGGAAGAAUGAAGAAAAACUUUUGAUAAUCCAAGAUUUUGAGCAGCUCAUGAUGUACCUCAGCUCACGUAAACUAUACGAUGUCUACAAUGCGAAUCCCGAAGCCGUUAUCAGUGAUACCAUGAGUUUGAGCGCGACCAUCACCAAAGAAAAGAUGGACAGUAUUGCUACUACUCAUCAGAAAGAAUUGGAAGAGGAAAAAUCGACCACGCAUCAAGUCAUUGCUGUACGUUUGGGCCUGAAGAAGCGCGAUUCUUGGUUCCCAUCGUGGAACAGCCAAGGCACCGCAGCUACGAAAUCCCCCUCGGUUGAAAAGUCAUGCGUCUCUUCAUCCGUUCCUACUACACCUACAUCACCGACUCCUUCUAUGGCGACCCAUCCUCAGAUUAACACCGUGCCGAUGCUGCAUCAACAAAUUGAAGAUCUUGUUACUGCUCUUUCCCAGCUACAGAAGGAUCAUUCGCAACUGAACGAGGACUUGAUGAGCAUGAAAAUGCGAGAGAUGGAUCAUGAAACGGAGUACGCCAAAUUGAUCAAGAAGAACUCCCAAUUGGAAAGGCGACUGAAGAAGUACAAGAUCAAGUUGGCAUCUUCCCAAGUGUCUUCUCCCACUUUGGCAUCGCCAUUAAGCGGAUCAUCGACGAACCGUUCCGACGAAUCGGAGGAUUCCACGCGAUUAGCCGCUUUGGAGCAAGAAGAUGAAUUCCGAGCUUUUGUUGAAUCACUUUCCAUGACUGGUGAUUUUGGACAACUAAUUGCUGGAGCACUCACUAGCCAACGAAACUCGCUUCAAGGCACGCCUCAGUCUCAGUCUCAGCCUGAACCAAUACCAGUACAGCAUUUGUUUUGGCCCGAAAGUGAAGGUGAAGAAGAAUUUGGCGCUGUAGCCGAAGGAGAGGACAAGGAGGUAACUGCCAAUGCUGCAACCCAAACUUCCGAAACCUCCAUCACCAUGAAAAAUGCACCUAUCAGCGGCCAGGCUCAGGAAGAGUUACCCAAUGGCACAUCCAUGCAUGACGUGACCUCGGAGCUCGUAUCGUACAAAUUGGCCAACUUUGAAAUGGGACAAAAAUACGAGCAGUUAUGCCACACUUACGAAGCGACAUUGCAGCAAUUGAAGCAAGCACAGGAAGGACAGAACGACCUGGUAUCAAAGAUUAUGGAUUUGCAACAUGAAAUUGAAAUGCAUCAAGCUGAGAAGGAGGGUAUUCUCGAUGAACGCGAAAAAGUGCAACAAGAAAACGACGAUCUCAACGAGAAAAUCAUGGCCAGCAAGAAAACGUGUGCCGAUUUGCAGAUGGAGAAGCUGGCUUUGAUCAGUGAAGUGGAAGGAUUGGAGAAGCGAGUGCGAGAAUUAGAGACGGAAAAGCAAGAAUAUCUCAUGCCUCGUGGUUCGUUUACCGAGGAAGUGUUUGCCGCACAUCGUACGUUAUUCGGCCCCAAACCAGAAAUGAACCGUCGCCACACAUUGCAACUAGGCACCACCACCCGUUCUGAAUAUGAAAACAAGUAUAUUGAGAGCGAUUUACGAUGCCGUGAAUUGGAGAAAUUACUGGCGGAAGCCAAAGUGAAACUGGUGGAAUACGAAGCCAGUAGUAUGACGACAAGUCCACGAAGCUCUUUGCAACAACAACGACGUGCUUCCUCUUAUCAACACAAGCGAGCUUCCUCUAUCCUUGCUGUGACCAAUGAACAGCGACGAUCGACGGAUAGUAUGAUGUCGACCAACAGCAGCAGCUUCGGUACCGUCUCGAAACGCUCAAGUAUGUAUUCUCGUGUUUGGACCGCAUUUAGCACUCCUGCUUCCAGUGUAGCCAUGAAAAGUCCUACGCGCGAACUCUACGACGAACCCCAUCAAGCCGCCGCCAUCUAG